CCAUUCCCGCCCUGUGGUACCCAGAUGGUAUACUCCCGCCUAGUCGCUUAACUCAAGACUCAGAUUUUUUUCCACACCCUACCAACCGAAAAAUCUCCUCCAUUUCCUUGUAUCAUUCAAUCACAACCCACACACUCCUUAUAUCAGAACCCAAUUGCUUCUGUUGGGAGCAAUGUCUUCCGUUGCUUAAUUCUGCAGAACCCGCAACUGGAACAAAGGAAGUACCCUUAAUAUCGACGCAGCCAGAAGCUAUUAACAAAAGGAUUUCGGAAAAUGCCUCCAAAGAAGAAGAAGAACAACACUUCUUCUUCUUCUUCUGCGUCCAAGAAGCAUAACCCUCAACCUUCCAAGUUCGGCAUCCAGCACUUCUUCGAUCGCCACACACAGAACAACGCUCUCCUCGCCUCCCAAAAGCUCCAAACUAACAAUGCUUCCGAUUCCGCCGCUAAACCAGUUUCUGAUCCUCUCCCUGCCCGAACCAGAGACCCGAUUUUCAGCACCGUUGUGCAGGUGACUCCCCAACCGUCGCCGCAAAAACCUAGCGACGACAAGGGUAAUACCAAUUAUAUUAGUAAUAAUGAUAAUAGAAGUAACAAUGGACCGUCCCAGAAUACUCCUACUGAGAAUUCGGUGGUGCCGGUUGAUAAUGUGAUGGAAGAUAUUGUGUCUGAGGUGUCCCCAGAUAUUUCUAAAGCUAUGCCGCUUAAGCGCUUCAAAUUCUCACCUGGAAUGUUUAUAAAGCAGACUCAAGAUUAUGGGGUUGAUGAGGUCACAUGGAAGAUAUCUCCAGUGAACGAAAGACUCCAAGCUGUUUCUAAACAUGUGCCGAAUGUUAUUAAAGCGUUGGCCGACUCUUCAAGACUCAACUUAUUGCCAUUUCGUAGCUGCUCAGAAGAUAAGACUUUUCGGGAUAAAGAUGACAAGGUUGACGAAUUGCUUACUUCACCAACUCCCAAGGCUUCUGCAAAAGCUCUACCUUCAAUGAGUAAAUUAGGCUUGAAAAGGAUAAACCCAGAACAAAGUGUGGAUUUUGACACCAAUCCAACUACUCUGAGCUACACUGGAGUAUCUAGCAGACAGAGUCCCUUCAGGACUCCACCCUCUUUGUCUCAUUGUCCCGAUAAGGUGCAUCCUAUUAAUGACAUUCAAUGCACUGGACCAUCUGAUCAACUUUAUCUCAGACAGCACAAAAAGACUUUGCUUGAACUGUUAGAUCAAGUUGAAGAUGCCAUUGCUGUUGAUGACGCUACUGUUUGUAACAAGGGAACUGAUUCUUUAAAAUGUUGUGACGGCAUUGCUGAUGAGCUCCCUGUUAGAGCCAACCAUGCUGAAGAAAGAACAAGAUCACAUAGUUCUAAAGAGGAUAUGGUUGCUGUCUCUAGUUCUAGCUAUCUGGUUUUGCAGGUGUCUGAAAAUUCUAGGUCUGCUGAUUCAUCUGCUGCUGAUGCUCGAUCCCCAUACAAGGUGCUUCGCUUACUAAAUGAGCAAACUGGAGAGGAGCGGGCUGUAAACUUGAGGGAUGAGUGGUUUUUCAGUGUAAUUGCACCUGGAGAUACUGUAAACAUAAUCGGUCAAUUUGAUGAAGGAGGAAGUUGUGAUAUAGGCCAUGAAAAUAAUUUCUUGAUUGUGCACCCAGACAUUCUGCUGUCUGGAACAAGGGUAGUUAUCUUUUGCAACGAGUACUCUACUGCAGCAUUGACUGGAACCUUGCUUCACCAAAUUUUUCAGGCUGGGCUCACAGAAGACAAUCCAUCCAUUGACUUCUUGGAAGGUUACACAGAAGUGGUAUUACUUAGGAACAUUGAGAGUCUGUAUGCUUGUGGAGUAAAUGAAAGUGAUGUUCGGAAAACCUUGAUUGAUGCUGUCCCGAGAAUAUUGAGUUGGAUUUUACGGUUCACAAAUAAGGAGGAAAAUGAAGAUCCUAAUGUUUGUUUUGGAUUUCACAAUAGGCCUAACAAAGUUGCCAUAUCUGAGGUAAUUGAUAUUGAAGAGAUGGCAUGGGCUCCUAAAUAUGGUUUGAAAGGGAUGAUUGAUGCUUCAGUCAGAGUCACAGUACAAUCAGUAAAAGAUGAACUUGAGGAGAAGAUUAUGCCAGUAGAGUUCAAAACCGGGAAAUCACCAGCUGGCCAGUCAUCAGCAGAACACAAUGCUCAAGUAAUCUUAUACACUCUUCUGAUGUCUGAAAGGUAUCAAAACACCAUUGAUUCUGGUCUUCUAUAUUAUCUUCAAUCAGAUCAGACACAGGGUAUUGUGGCUCAAAGAUCUGACUUAGUUGGCCUAAUAAUGCGACGGAACGAGCUAGCAAGUGAUAUUCUUAAGGCAUUAACCUCGCAACAACUUCCACCAAUGUUAAAGAGUCCUGGCAUUUGCAAAGGUUGUCGCCAUCUUAAUGUUUGUAGCAUUUAUCACAAGUUACAUGGUGGAAGCACAAAAAGCAGUGGAUUGGAAGAUGUAUUUGAUUCUCUUACUGACCACCUUACAUCUUCCCAUUCCAAGUUCCUCUGCCAUUGGGAUCGGCUGAUUGACUUGGAAGCUAAGGAGACUGAGCUUUUAAGGAAAGAGAUGUGGCGAUCACAUAGUUUAAAAGCUCCAAACUGUGGUAGCCUUUCUUCUAUUGUUCUCGAUGCUUCAUAUGGAAUUCCUCAUCAGAAAUCUGUCAAAGAUAAUCGCUUUGUUUAUCGUUUUGUAAGACAAGAUAAUUGUCCCUCUGGAGUUUCUGACGGUGAUCAUUGUAGUACCUAUUCAACAAAUUUAGAUCUUACACUUGGAAGUGGAGACUAUGUGGUAUUGUGCAGUAAUGACUCUAGUGGGCAAACUAUUGCAAAAGGGGUGAUCUCUGAUAUUAGCCAGAUUCAUGUAUCUGUUUCCUUUUCAAAACGCUUACGAAUUCCUGGAAGAUGUUCCACUACACAUGAUCUCCUUCAACAGGUUUGGAGAAUUGACAAGGAUGAAUUUGUGACUUCGUUUGCAUCUAUGAGGUUUAAUCUUGCACAACUUUUUCUACAAAAUGAUCGGAGUACUCAUCUGCGGAGGAUGAUUGUUGAUCUUGAGGCUCCUAGGUUUGACUGUGAAUCUAUAGUCAGUCAGGAUCCAGCAAUAUCAUAUGUUCGGUCGAAGAAAUCUUUGAAUGAUGAUCAAUGUAAAGCAAUUCUCAAGAUACUUGCAGCAAAAGAUUAUGCGCUUAUAUUAGGAAUGCCUGGAACAGGAAAGACUUCUACUUUGGUUCAUGCUGUGAAAGCCUUGCUGGAAAGGGAUUCUUCCAUUUUGCUGACAGCCUAUACAAACUCCGCAGUUGAUAAUUUACUCAUGAAAUUAAAAGCACAGGACAUUGAUUUUGUUCGGAUUGGAAGACCAGAAGCAGUGCAUGAGGUGGUCAGAGGACACUGCCUUUCAGCAACAAGUAUACAAAAUGUUGAAGAUAUCAAAAUAAGGUUAGGUCAAGUCAGAGUUGUUGCAGUUACUUGUCUUGGCAUUUCCAGUCCCUUGCUUGCCAACAUGAGAUUCGAUGUAUGCAUUAUGGAUGAAGCUGGACAGACAACCCUACCUGUGUCCUUGGGCCCCCUAGCAUUUGCCUCAGUGUUUGUACUUGUUGGGGAUCAUUAUCAAUUGCCUCCACUUGUCCAGAGCAUAGAGGCCCGAGAGAAUGGCAUGGGGAUAAGUUUGUUCUGUAGGCUCUCCGAAACACAUCCAGAGGCAAUUGCGGAAUUACGGAGCCAGUACCGGAUGCGUCAAGGCAUUAUGGACUUGUCAAAUGCCUUGAUAUAUGGUGACAGGUUGAGGUGUGGUUCAUCUGAAAUAGCUAAUGCAACACUUGAGUUUUCUAAUUUAAACUGUGGCUUGCCUUGGCUAGAAGAUGUUUUAAAUCCAAGCAGGCCAGUGAUUUUUAUUGAUACUGACAUGUUACCCGCUUUGGAGGUAAGAGAUCAGAAGACUGUCAAUAAUCCAGUUGAAGCUCACAUAAUUGCCGAGGUUGCAACGGAAUUGGUUAGAAAUGGAAUUGUAGGAGAGCAGAUUGGUGUUAUUACCCCCUAUAAUUCACAGGCAAACCUCAUCCGGAAAGCAGCUUCCGAGACUUCCAUGGAGAUACAUACCAUUGACAAAUAUCAGGGUAGAGAUAAGGAUUGCAUAUUAGUCUCUUUCGUAAGAUCUAGUGAAAACCCAACGAACCUUGCUGCUUCUCUUCUCGGAGACUGGCACAGGAUAAAUGUGGCUCUCACUCGCGCUAGGAAAAAGUUGAUCAUGGUGGGGUCUCGUAGAACUCUUUCAAAGGUUCUGCUACUGAAACUUCUCAUUAAGAACGUUGAGGAACAAUGUGGAAUUAUAAGUGUUUCGAAGAAGGAUAUCGUUCCAAAAGGUCAGCUCCGAAAAUGUUCUCAAAUGGGUUGAACUAAGAACAUUUCCCUCGCAUUGGAGGGAAGUUUUGUGAGAAUCGAAUGUAAAUAUGCAUUCAUUUUGUUUUGUUUGAACAGAAAAAAAAUUGGCUUAUGCAAUUUUGGUUCAGGAUAGUUCUAUAAAGUCUUCCUUAUUGUAAU
This is a messenger RNA of Arachis ipaensis, 4532 nucleotides long. Lineage: Eukaryota; Viridiplantae; Streptophyta; Magnoliopsida; Fabales; Fabaceae. The record is from RefSeq and is a predicted model, not a curated record.